UCGGGCUAUCUGCGUCCUCUGCUGCCCGCCCACGCCCCCGAGCAUGGCGAACUGCUCGAAGACAUUCCCUCAGGUGAUGCCCCCUCCCUCUUGCCCCCACCCGUGCGCCCUCCCUCUCGCCCCUGCCCGUGCGCCCUCCCUCUCUCCCCCGCCCAUGCGCCCUCCCUCUCGCCCCCGCCCGUGCGCCCUCCCUCUCGCCCCCGCCCGUGCGUUCCUCCAUCUUCCUUGAAGGCACCUUUGCUCGUUUCGUCCCACCCUCCUCUCUUUCCACCCUUCCUCUCCUCUCUGCCCUUCCUCUCUACCCUUUCCUCUCCAUCCCUCUAUCUUCCUCUGCACCACACAGACAUAUCCAGCGCCAUCCUGCCAGGUCUAACGCACUGGCCGAGCCCUCGAUUCUUCGCCUUCUUCUCCUCGCCCACCAGCGCUGCCACCAUCUGUGCUGACGCCCUCAUCAGCGCCCUCAACGUCGUCGGCUUCUCCGAGCACGGACGGGGGCUGAUUCACGGCACGACCAGUGAGGCGCUGCUCGUGACACUGCUGGCCGCCAAGCGGAGAGUGCUGGACCGCGUGGUGGGGCAGGGCGGCAGUGUGGCAGCAGCGACAGCAGCAGGUAGAGCGGGCAGUGAUGAGGAGUACAGGAGCACAGACGAUGGAGUGGGUGCUCAGGAGGAGAGACGCAUAACCAGGAGCAUAGGGGUGACACAGGAGGAGGAGCGGCCGGCAGUGGAGAGUGGCAAAGGAAGUACCACUGGCGCGCUGCUGGUGUGGGUGUGCGGGGCGAGGCUGCUCCCAAGUUCCUAUAGGGCAGUGCAGAGGACACAUCAACGCAGCGCCUGGUGCCACGUGGCUGGCAUGCCCGAGGGCAACGUGCACGUGCUGCCCACCACCGCUGCACUGGCGUAUGCCCUGACUGCCCUCCAGCUGCUGGAUGCGGUGCAGAGGGAUGAGGCAGCCGACCUCAUUCCCUUCUUCCUCGUCUCCACUGUAAGUGUGUCGCUGAAGCUGUGGAUGGUGCUGUUGACAUAUGGGGCGGAGGGCAUUCGUGUAUACAUCAGGCGCCACGUGGCACUUGCUGAGUGGUUCGAGGAGGCUGUGCAGCAAGAUGAGAGGUUCCAACUGAUGGCUCCGCGCCCCUUCGCCCUCGUCUGCUUCUGCCUCAAGCCGCCCGCUGCUCGCACACAUAGUGGGGUGGCGUGCACAGGGGUGGGCAAGGGGAGAGUGGGCGACAAGGGGUCGGUGGGCGAGGGCAGCGCGGAUGUAGGGAGGGAGGUGAAUGCGGCGCCACUGGAGGCGAUCAACAGCAGCGGGCAGGCGCAUCUCACUCACACAGUCAGUGCUGAGCUCCUUGCUGCUUGGCCCCUUGCUGCUUGGCUCCUCCAUUCCUCAACUGUAUCUCACACGCACACUGACUCUUGA
Closterium sp. Naga37s-1 is the source of this 1416-nucleotide messenger RNA. NCBI's taxonomy places the organism in Eukaryota, Viridiplantae, Streptophyta, Zygnematophyceae, Desmidiales, Closteriaceae. The record is from the annotation of a GenBank genome assembly.